AGUGCUUUUAGAAGUUCCAUGAACUUUUUUUUAUUUUUUCUUUAUUUUUUUCAUGAAUUUCUGACAUGACAUUGAGGAGUAAUGGAACUUAAUUGUUGAAAAGGGGACAUGUGUAAAAUGAACUCAUGUCACAUCUCAUUAUUUCUUUUGCAGAAAAUGUGAAAAAGAAAAUAAUGCAAAAAAACUCCUUUUAUAUAUUUUGAAUUUGUCACAUUCCUGAUCAUAGCUAUAUAUUAUAUUGACUGAAUUAUAACAACAGCCAUGUAAUGUAUGUAAGAUUCAAAGUUCUUGAAAGCAGUAGUUUAAUUUAAAACUUAUUUACAGUUAAUAUUUUAAAAAGAACCAGCAUGCCUUUACAUGAAAAUAUGACUUUAAAAAACAGUAUCACUAAAUAAUAUUGUCUGUAUAUAAUAUACAAAGGUAACCAUAAUACUUCUAAUGUAUGAAUACUAUUUAAUUAUAUAGAUUUUAAAUAAGUAAGCCAUUUAAAGGUAUGAGUCCUAUUUUCUGACUUUUAAACUAGAUCUUGAAUAUGGUCUACAAAGUAAACAUCAGUGAUCUGAAUUUGAAUAGCAUAAAUUCAUGGUUUUUAUUAUUUUUUUUAGAUUUAGGAUAAUACUGAUUUACUUCCACAAAAUCUUAGAAAAUGGAGGUGUUUGCAUGCAAGAUCACAGACCUUGAGAGAGAUAGGAAAAGAUUAAAGAUAGACAAUCAUGAUGUUAUCAUAUUGAAACACAAAGGGAUAUUCUAUGCCCUAGACAGUUUUUGUUACCAUGCUGGUGGACCACUAUAUAAAGGUGAUAUUGAAGAUAUUGGUAGCCAUUCUUGUAUUGUUUGCCCAUGGCACAGAUAUAAAGUGACAUUACAGACUGGAGAAAACUUUUACCAGUCAAUUGAUCCUUAUAACACAAAGAAAGCACCAGUAUGGACCUGUGGAGGUGUCAAACAGCGUACUCACCAAGUUAUUAUUAAGGAUGAAGUUAUCUACCUAAAACUAUCUCCAUGUUCAGGUGACCUAGCCUCAGAUCAUUACAACUCACCUGAAUAUAAGUAUAAAAAUGAUCUCACCUGAAAAUUAGUGAGAUUGGAGUUACCUCCCUUAUAGUACCAAUUCACUGCUGAGUGGUCCAAUCUCAAUAAUGAAGAAUAGAAGCACUA
Mytilus trossulus (common blue mussel) is the source of this 1158-nucleotide messenger RNA. RefSeq names its product Rieske domain-containing protein-like. Lineage: Eukaryota; Metazoa; Mollusca; Bivalvia; Mytilida; Mytilidae. The record is from RefSeq and is a predicted model, not a curated record. Gene Ontology annotation, molecular function: 2 iron, 2 sulfur cluster binding. Bases 647 to 1072 code for a protein of 141 amino acids. The transcript has 5 exons.